AUGGAUGGAAAGUGGGUUCGCCCAUGGGCGCCUAGCAUCGUCGAGUACGAGGGUGGCAGCCAACGUGUCUUCGAGAGUUAUGUUGCAAAGAAUUCAUGUCUGCAGACACCACACUCAAGCGAGCUACCAGACCUUGAACGUCGCCUGAGAUCAAUCACCGUACGCAUAAUUGAAAACCCAUUCGAUCCUGCUGAGCGAUUAGCCAGUGCGAAAGUACUGCUUAUGCUACAGUAUCCAGAGUUGGUAAUUCCGGAGGUCCAUAAAGUCCUGCUCUUAAUGCAUUUGAACAGGAAGCCAGAUAUGCGAUCAAGUCAGCACAGCGGCGGUAUAGGUCUACGAUCGGCACUGUUCGUACUAGCGCAGGCACUUUUCGUCGCCCGUUGCUUUUCUGAAUGUAUUACCGUCAUACAACGAAGCAUUUCAAUAACAAGUCAAAACGGCUGUCAUCGUGGCCAUACGGUUUCGGAUUUUCUAGACCAUCUGAAGCUAAAAGAAUAUGCAGAACGUGCGCUCCGCCAUGAGAAAAGAUAUCUCCUUCAAGAAGACACCUGGAGAGAUUCCGGUGAGCAGGAAAUACUUCAAACGAUACGCAAGGGAGAUGUCAAAGUUGUCGCUUACCCAUGGCUCCCAGAAGCGUUAUUCCGCCGCAGUGAAAAUGCUAUCCAACGGGCCAACAACACUCUAGAAGCUCUCAGUCAAAACAAACUUGUCAUCAAAAAGAGCAGACUGUCUGACACUUUGCGUAGUUAUGGUCAGAUACAGCAUGACCAAGAUGCUUACGGCAUUUUCGCGAUGACAGAUAUUCCUGCGGACACGAAGCUUUUCCUGGACAAGACCAUCCUAUGUGCCACCGACGGCUCGUAUCGUUGUGCAACAUGUUGUGCCGAUCUCAGUCUAGGCGCAAGCCGGUUCUUGGGGAAGCUCUACUGCGACCGAAACUGCUUCCGGAACCUCAGAGCCGCAUGCGGUCUUGGAACAUUCUAUCGGUACGAACAGGACCUAGGAGAAACAGUCUCUAGACCUGAAGGCUUUCAAUCUUUUUUCGCGGACCAUGACUUAGAGGAGACCACGGGGAAGGAAGAGAUUUUUCUGUUCCAGCGAGCAUUGGAAGUGGUAUACAAAUCCACGCAAAGAUAUCCUGGCCGACACCCUUUACAAACUCGAAUGCUCAAUUACCUUACGGCACGAUAUCAUGAUGGUGCUGGAGCCUCGAAGAGAUUCUCGUAUACUGAAGACGUCUGCCUCCGAUUCGAAUUCCUGCAGAAACUCGGCGUCGACAUAUUCCAAGACGAACUGGCGGAGGCAUGGGUACUUGAGACUCUUGCAAAUCGCAUUCAAACCAACAUGCGGGGUUACAGCGGCGGUAACGGAGACGACAUGGUGGCUGUGAACACCAUGUAUGCGUUUUUCAAUCACAGUUGCCAGCCGAACGUGAAGAGCAGCGAUUCGGAGGAUGAGGACAGUGCGAUUUGUGUGACGACCACGAGGAAGAUCGAGCGUGGAGAAGAGCUGUACGUCAGCUACCUCAGCGACGAAGACUUGCGAGAGGGUCACGAUGUCAGAGAGGAGAAGUUACGGCCUUGGACGGGUGGCAUGUGCCUGUGUCGGAAGUGUUCUCGGGAGAGGAGGCGAACAGAACGACCGGUGUCUCUCUACAACGACGAGAAUAGGUGCCCAUCGCAGUGA
Exophiala oligosperma is the source of this 1686-nucleotide messenger RNA. RefSeq lists its product as uncharacterized. Gene Ontology annotation, cellular component: nucleus. The transcript is spliced from 3 exons. Bases 1 to 1686 code for a protein of 561 amino acids. NCBI's taxonomy places the organism in Eukaryota, Fungi, Ascomycota, Eurotiomycetes, Chaetothyriales, Herpotrichiellaceae. The record is from RefSeq and is a predicted model, not a curated record. Gene Ontology annotation, molecular function: protein binding.